This is a messenger RNA of Rhododendron vialii, 3679 nucleotides long. Its product is annotated as cellulose synthase A catalytic subunit 2 [UDP-forming]-like. Gene Ontology annotation, biological process: cellulose biosynthetic process; plant-type primary cell wall biogenesis. Gene Ontology annotation, molecular function: cellulose synthase (UDP-forming) activity. The record is from RefSeq and is a predicted model, not a curated record. Lineage: Eukaryota; Viridiplantae; Streptophyta; Magnoliopsida; Ericales; Ericaceae. Gene Ontology annotation, cellular component: trans-Golgi network; plasma membrane. The transcript is spliced from 13 exons. Bases 286 to 3489 code for a protein of 1067 amino acids.
UUAGAGGCCAGUCAUUCGAUACAACUUCAAGGAGGUAAACCAUCCCUCCACUUCCAUUAGCCCUUUCUGGCAUUAAGACUGUCUCGUGCAUCGGAGUGCCCUCUAGCCAACCUUGUGCCAGACGACACUAACGUUGCCGCUCCUUGUGCAGUUAGGCCACCAAGAAGGGAAGCUGGAUCACGAGGCAGGCGCUAGCUUACGGGAACACUAAACUUGGUUUUUCCAGUGCUGGGUGUUUCGUAAAAAAGCUGUGAUUGGGAGUGUGUGCUCGGGUGUUGAGGCCUGAUGGAAAUUGAAGGACGACUGAUUGCGGGUUCACGCAAUAGGAAUGAGUUUGUUCUGAUUAAUGCUAAUGAGAUUGGACGCGUUACAUCUGUGAGGGAACUAAGCGGGCAGAUUUGCCGGAUUUGUGGAGAUGAGAUUGAAGUUAACGUCAAUGGGGAGCCGUUUGCUGCCUGCAACGAUUGUGCAUUCCCAGUUUGCAGAACUUGUUACGAGUACGAAAGAAGAGAGGGAUGUCAAGCAUGCCCUCAGUGCAAAACCCGCUACAAGCGCAUCAAAGGGAGUCCCCAAGUCGAUGGCGAUGAAGAGGAAGAAGAAUUCGAUGAUUUGGAUAACGAGUUCGAACACGGGAGCAACGGUCCUCAACACGUUUCAGAGGCAGCACUCUUUUCUCACCGCAGCACUGGCCGCGGUCAUGCUCCCUUUGUUGAGAUGGAGUCCUCUGCCCAAAAUCCAGGAAUCCCUUUCCCAGCCUAUGACCAAGAGGAUGCUGUGAUCUCGUCCCAUAAGCAACCUCUCACAAUUCCUCUGUCUACGAGUCACGGGAAGCAAGUCUGCCCGGUGCCACCCCGACCGAUGGAUACUAAGAAAGACUUGGCCGUAUAUGGGUAUGGUACAGUUGCGUGGAAAGACAGAAUGGAGGCGUGGAAGAAAAGGCAGAAUGACAAACUUCAAAUUCUUGAGCAUGAACCAGAUAGUGGAGAUGAUCCUGAUUUUUUUGGGUUGGAUGAAGGCAGGCAGGCACUUUCGAGGAAACUGCCAAUUUCAUCAAGCAGGAUAAACCCAUACCGAAUCAUCAUUUUACACCGAUUUGUGAUUCUUGGGCUGUUUUUCAACUAUAGGGUUCGGCACCCGGUACAUGAUGCCUAUGGCUUGUGGCUGACCUCAGUGAUUUGCGAAAUAUGGUUCGCCCUUUCGUGGGUGCUUGACCAGUUACCAAAAUGUUUCCCGAUUGAGAGAGAAACGUACCUAGAUAGAUUAUCACUAAGGUACGAGAAAGGGGGGAAGCCUUCUGAGUUAGCUCCUAUAGACGUACUUGUUACUACUGUGGAUCCGACGAAAGAACCGCCACUUACGACGGCAAACACGGUUCUGUCGAUCCUUGCCGUGGAUUAUCCGGUAGACAAGAUUGCUUGCUAUGUCUCUGACGACGGCGCGGCCAUGCUCACUUUUGAAGCCCUCGCUGAAACGUCCGAGUUUGCGAGGAAGUGGGUCCCGUUUUGCAAGAAGUUCAAUAUCGAGCCUCGUGCCCCGGAGUGGUAUUUCGCUCGGAAGGUCGACUAUCUUAGGGACAAAGUUAAUCCUUCUUUUGCGAGGGAACGUCGUGCAAUGAAGAGGGAAUACGAAGAGUUCAAAAUUCGAAUAAACGGGUUGGUGGCCAUGGCACAUAAGGUUCCUGUGGAGGGUUGGACAAUGCAAGAUGGGACCCCAUGGCCCGGUAACAAUCUCAGGGACCAUCCUGGAAUUAUUCAGGUGUUCCACGAUGGUGUCUAUGAUGUUGAAGGAAACCAGUUGCCUCAUCUCAUUUAUGUUUCUCGUGAGAAGAGGCCUGGAUUUGAUCACCACAAAAAAGCUGGUGCGAUGAAUGCCCUGGUGCGAGCCUCUGCAGUCAUAUCUAAUGCUGCUUACCUACUCAAUCUCGACUGUGAUAACUAUAUAAACAACAGCAAGGUGCUCCGCGAAGCUAUGUGCUUCAUGAUGGACCCUGCCUCUGGGAAGAAAAUAUGCUAUGUUCAGUUUCCUCAUAGGUUUGAUGGGAUUGAUCGUCAUGACCGAUAUGCAAAUCGCAACACUGUAUUCUUUGAUAUAAAUAUGAAAGGCUUGGACGGGAUCCAAGGACCCAUUUACGUUGGAACUGGAUGUGUGUUUAGGAGACAAGCGCUCUAUGGCUCUGAUGUUCCAGCCAAGAAGAAAGCCACAGGGAAGGGAUGCAAUUGUUUGCCUAAAUUGUGUUACUGCUGUUGUGGUUAUUCCAGAAACACAAGUAAGAAAGGGCAGUCAAAGGAAAACAAGAAGAUCAAGAUCAAGAGCAGGGAGGCUUUGGCAGAAAUACAUGCUCGUGAAUGUAUUGAGGAAAGUGUUGAAGGAAUAGAAAAUGAAAAAUCGUACCUCAUGCCCCAGAUGAAUUUUGAGAAAAAGUUUGGACAAUCACCGGUUUUUGUUGCCUCAACGCUGCAAGAGGAAGGUGGAGUUCCACCUAGAGCAAUUUCUGCGUCGAUAUUGAAAGAAGCACUUCACGUUAUUAGCUGUGGUUACGAGGAUAAAACAAAGUGGGGAAAAGAGGUUGGAUGGAUUUAUGGAUCGGUUAUUUUAACCGGAUUCAAGAUGCAUUGCCACGGCUGGCGGUCCGUGUACUGCAAUCCCAGAAGGCCUGGAUUUAAGGGAUCAGUACACAUAAAUCUUUCAAAUCGCUUGCACCAGAUUCUUCAACAGGCCUCGGGAUCCAUUGAGAUUUUCUUGAGUAGCCACUGUCCACUUUGGUAUGGUUACGGGUGUGGUUUAAAACCACUAGAGCGAUUCGCGUAUAUCAACUCAGUUGUGUAUCCAUUUACAUCCAUUCCGUUGAUCACUUAUUGUACCUUACCGGCUGUCUGUCUCUUCACUGGGAAGUUCAUCGUCCCUGAGAUCAGCAACUAUGCAAGCAUUGUGUUCAUGGCCCUCUUCAUAUCAAUCGCUGCAACAAGUAUCCUAGAGAUGCAAUGGGGACGGGUGACCUUAGACGAUUGGUGGAGGAACGAGCAGUUUUGGUUGAUCAGCGGCGUCUCCUCCCAUUUCUUUGCCCUCUUCCAAGGCCUUCUUAAGGCCUUGACAGGUGUCAAUGCAAACAUCACUGUCGCCUCCAAAGACGGAGGCAACGAGGAGUCUUUGGAGCUCCACCUCUUCAAGUGGACGUCCUUGUUGAUUCCUCCGACGACUCUUUUGAUCAUCAACGUUAUCGGGGUUAUAGUCGGGGUUGCUGACGCCGUCAACAAUGGUUACGAUAUGUGGGGAUUGCUGUUUGCAAAGUUCUUCUUUGCUCUAUGGGUGAUUUUACAUCUCUACCCUUUCCUCAAAGGUCUGAUGGGGAAACAGGCCGGAGUUCCUACGAUCAUCAUGGUAUGGACGAUUCUCUUGGCUUCGAUUUUAUCCCUUUUGUGGGUCCGGAUCGACCCGUUUUUACCCAAAGGUGACAUUGUGUUGGAAGUUUGUGGGUUGGAUUGCAACUAAAAGGAUGCACAAACAGAAACUUGUAUACAUUUCUGGGGCGGAAACAAAUUUUUUAAUUAGCGGAGGGUACAAAUACAUGUAUUCCAGUGUUGAUAACACCAUUUUAGACCUUAUACAUUAAGACCUGCAUAUAUGUAUCAAAAGAUAACAAAGUACAAAUUCUAAAAGCAUACUGUAACUCUUGCUGAUU